Molecule: messenger RNA, 915 nt
Organism: Cordyceps militaris CM01
Lineage: Eukaryota; Fungi; Ascomycota; Sordariomycetes; Hypocreales; Cordycipitaceae
Product: Methyltransferase type 11
Exons: 2
Coding region: 1-915 (304 amino acids)
Source: RefSeq, a predicted model, not a curated record
AUGGGUCUUAAAGAGGACGUGGGCGACUUUGCCAUGAAGAUGAUUGGGCCCUGGAUUUUCAUCGGCAUGGCCGUGGCCCAUUUCCCCCAGGCCAUUUCCUCCCUCGUCUCCUCUGGCCAGUACGCCAAGCUCCUCUCCCCGUCCGAGAUCCUCGCCGUCGCCUUUGGCCUGUUCUGGGGCACCGUCGGCCCAACCAUCAAGGAGGACUUCAAGCCCCGCGUCGUCCCCGUCCUCCAGGGCCGCGUCCGCGACGGCAAAAUUGUCGACGAGGUCGUCUCCGAGCCCGUCUCGGGCGUCAUCAUGGAGGUCGGCGCCGGCAGCGGCAUGUGGAUGGACGUCAUUGCCGGCUUUACCGCCGCCGGAGCUGGUGCCGACGGCCCCGCCUCUGGUCUGCGAAGACGCAAGACGGAUGCGGCCGGCGUCGUCACCAAAAUUUACGGCGUCGAACCGAAUGAGAUUUCCGCAGCGUCGCUCCGCAAGCGCGUCGCAACCAUGGGGCUCGACGGCAUUUACGAAGUCGUUCCCGUCGGCAUUGAGCAGGUGACGGACCCCACGGCUUGGGACGGCGAGAUCCCAGAGGGCAGCCUGGACUGCAUCGUCAGCAUUUGUUGCCUUUGCAGCAUCCCGGACCAGGAGAAGAAUAUUCAGUAUCUUUAUAAGCUGCUCAAGCCAGGUGGUCGAUGGUAUAUCCAUGAGCACGUCAAGGUCACUCGUGGCGGCGCUUUACUAAACUGGUAUCAGGCUUAUGUUGGAUUCUUCCACGGCCUGGUCAUGGGUGGGUGCCAACUCCGUCGCUCUACCCUCCCCAACAUCCUGUCUGCGGGUCCGUUCUCCGAGGUCAAUGUUGGCCAUCCUGAAGACGAAACCGACUACGACGUUAUACCCUGGGUCAUGGGUGUCCUUACGAAGGAAUGA